Molecule: messenger RNA, 4373 nt
Organism: Grus americana (Whooping crane)
Lineage: Eukaryota; Metazoa; Chordata; Aves; Gruiformes; Gruidae
Exons: 1
Coding region: 358-2196 (612 amino acids)
Source: RefSeq, a predicted model, not a curated record
UGCAUGCCAAGUUUUCAGACUUGUUCACAUGAAAGAGCUCAUCCUAUUUACCAUGUAAAAACUCCUUUCUACAAUGUAUUUCUGUGUAAUUAGUCUAUAUUGGGCUUUCCUCUUUUUUCCUUAGAGACAGGGUGGCAGCAGCAACCAGUCAGAUUACAGAAGAUAUCUUGGCACCCUCUCUGCAGCCCAGCAUCACUGCAGUCACUCAGUUCCCAGUUUGCCUGCCUCACAUGGCACUGGCCAUGAUGCAGUGCUCCUUUGAGGAAAAAGGGUAUAGGGUUUCCCUUGAAAGAAAAAGUAAUUUUUGAAACAUCUAGGAAUUCGAGUAUUUUGAACUUUUUUCAUCACUUCAGGUCCAUGUCUGCUUGGACAGGAAAGAAACUGGACAAGGAAAAGAAAAGAAAAGGUAGCUGUGCCAAUUCUCCUGAAGCAGACCCUGUCUUUACCAAAGCAAAGUCUGUGAGAUCUGACAGAUCCAGCUUCUUCAGAAGGUCAGGGGAUCAAUACUCCAGCACCAGAUCAGAGACCUCCUACACCAGGAGGAAGGCUAGGCAGUCUUCAGAGCUUACAAGGGUUAGUUCUGUUUCUGCUUCCCUCUGCCAAGAGGAAAAAAGGUCAGACGAAUGGAAGUACAGGCAUGGCUCUAGACAUCAUGCUUCUGAGCAACAGAUAAUGGGGUCGGAGGAGGGCUCAGAUUCUCAGGCAGGACAUCCAUCCCCUUUCCAGCAACCCCUCAGCUGCAACUCAAUUCAUGGCUCAUUGGCAAGGCAGCAUUCUCCUCUCCAGCACUGGUUCAGCCAGACCCCAGACUACAGCUCAGAUUCAGAAGACACUCAGAACUCCUACCACAGGAAGGUAAGACCUUCUACUACUACUCACUUCUCUGAAUCUGAAAAGAAUUCACUAAUGAAAUCUGUAAUUUUGCCUGAGCUAGCUACUGUCUUAAAGGAUGCUUUGACAGCAGCCAGACAAAGUAUAACUUCUGUGGCACAGGCAAGGUCCCAUUCAGUAAAGCAUCCCAGGGUACCAGUUACAGAAGUUCCAGUGGUUCCUCUAGAAGCAACUGGGAGCAGUUCCCAAACUUUUGAGUCUGACCAUAUGGACAGUUUAAAAGACCAAACAGCUCCUGGGAAAGAGAAAUCUGAGGCUGACAAGGCCUUGGAGGUUGAGUCAUCCCCUGACGAUGGGGAGGUGUCAUCUGAGUCCCCUGCAGAAGACCAAGAAGGACCAGAUCCUCUGCGUAAGUUUGACAAGGAGAAUCAGAAUUAUCUGUUCAAGCACAUAAAGAGAGUGUUAAUGUUAAAAUCUUCCAAAUCUGAAUGUGCUUCAGAAGAACUGCCUGUCCGCUCUGAACAAGGCAAGGUAGAUAAUGCACUUCCUAUCCAUUCAGCACUGGAAGAUCUUGUUUGUAGGAUUUGGGGUAAUCCUGAGGCAAAGCAUGAAGCCCCGGCAAUCCUGCGUAAGCUCUAUCCUCUUCCAGUGGAUAAAGCUGCUUUGUGGGGGACCUUGCCUCAGGUAGACAGGGCAUUGAUUACUGGUGAUUCUGUACUGUCAGUGCCUGCUAAUAUGGAUGCUGUCCCUAAAGAUCCUACUGAUAGAAAGGUUGAGGAAGCAAUUAAAAGAUCUUUCAAGCUAGUUGCAGCCCAGCUUGGAGUAUCUAUCUACUGCGCUUAUGCUUCUAGAGCGUUACUAAUAUGGCUGGAGGAAGAACGAGCCAGAGUGAAAAAGAAAUGGGUCCCAUCUGGUACCAUGCAGAGGAAACGCAGGCUAUGUAAAAUUGCAGCUAAUUUUAUCCAUGAUGCAGCUGAGGAUUCUCUGAGACUCACCAUUAAAAAUAUGGCUUGCCUUUCUGUAGCCUGGAGAGCUAUAUGGCUGCGUCCUUGGACCUCAUCGCUAGAUCUAAAACAUAAACUGCUGUCUUUACCAUACACAGGCGGCAAGCUAUUUGGUGAAUCCUUGGUCCAGAUCAUGAAGGAUUUUUCAGAACACAAACACUCCUUACGUCAGCUGAAAAAAAAGAAUUCUAUUGGAAACACUUCAUGUUCUUAUCCUCACAAGUGUCUGACCUCCUUUCGUUCUCCUCCAAAGUUUAAAGGAGGGAAGGGAAAGUAUAAGGUCUCACAAUCAUUUCAUGCCAAGUAUGAAAGGACAUCUCACUUUCAGAGAGACACCAGACCAUCAAGAGGAACUUUCUAAGAACAUAGACUUGCUUCCUCCUUUCUCAGGAACUAGGAAGAGUGAAAGACUUGGAAAUUUAUACUGAAUAGACUUCAGUAUUUCUGGACAAGUAAGCCGAAUGCUUGGAAAAUUAGUUGUUUCAAAAUAAGAUUUAAAUUAUUAAAUUACUUAAAUCUGAAUGACUAAUUAAGAUCUUCUAGAGUUGUCAUAGCUCUCAGUUUUAGGGGAGGUUUUUGUCACAUUAGAUUUCUAGGCUUCCCGGUAUUCUUGGGAUGGCUUGGACUUGUUUGAAGUUUUGCUCUUUUCAACUUCAUCUGAGAGCAUACUUUCUGCAGAACUCACCAACAUCGGAUUUUCCUGCCAUAUCGAUCUAAAGAAGGAAAUAAUACUUUAGGAAACGCGUGUUUUGGGAACCACAGAAUGACUGGGUACACUGUGUUCCUGUGACUGGAGGCAUACCUGCACCUUUACAUAAUAAGGGAAAACAGUGCCUCUGUAGCAAACUGAUUGCACUGCAAUCCCAGUGGUUUCCUGAGUUGUAGAAGACUGCGGUAGUAAAUUGUGGACAGUCAAUGCUUACACCAAGAAACUUCAAGAAAUACAAGAAGUACCACAAAUGUAUAUUUAAAUUAAAGACUAUCUAGAGCUCCUGUUCAAGUCAGCGUAGGUGUAUAAAUCAGCCUAAAUUUCCAUCCUGGGCCUUAAAUCCAGAGAAAUUAAGAAGUUAUGGCAUCUACAGACCUGUGGAUUCAUGGGUAGGGAGAGACUGCAAGCAUGCAUUUCUUAGUCAACUGCACAGGAAGUAUGAAAGUCUAGCGUCUCCUUGCAGCCUGCAAAAUGUUCUUAGGAAGGUCAAACAGGACAAGGCAACUACAGUAGUAGGACUACUAGUGUGGCAACACAGAAUGUUUACACAUUUUUUGAAUUAUUUUGCCUCUUCAACAUUUUGACACACACGAUAUUUUUCCUAGAAAUUCUUGCAUAUGCCAUGAGAGACUUUCUGGAAACAAUUGGUGGACAAUAUUGAAAUUGCUAUUUUUGUUACUCUUCCUUCUUGUUCUGGGUUGAUUAACAAUGAGAAUAUAGUUUGUAACUACAGUAGUAUUUUUUUCUCUUGCAGUUAUUAGAGUUUUAUUGCAGCUUAGGUGUCUUUCCAAGGGGACCUAACAAUGAUUUGUGCCUCAGCACUGUAAUUCUAAGCUCAGUCCCUUCUAGUGCAAGUGAUUAUGUCAAUGGACUGCCUGAAGAAUUCUUGUCUCUGAAUAGUCCAACUGGAUUUGGCAGUGGGCUUAUUGUGUCCUCAUUUACGCACACAUGCUUUCUUUGAUGGUUCUUAUUUUAAUUCUUGAACAUCUGUGUCACUACUUUUUAAGUCAGUGCUUUGAUUUCCCUUUGUGUAUUUUCCACCAGAAAUAGAAAAGGUGGAAAGUUUGAUUGAAUUUCUCUCAAGCAGAUUUUUCUUUAAAAUUUUCAGUAGGAGUGAGUCAGGUUCUUCAACUAACAAUUUUCAACACAUUGCCAUUUAAAGCCAGAGCUUAAUCUCCCGGUUUUUCCAGCUUCUGCCAGGGUUGAAGAUCGAGUAUUACAGAGGUGCUAAAGAAAAGCUACUCAGAAAACAAAUAUAGAUAUGCUUAUGUUUUAGCUAGAUUAGAAAUAGUAAAAUGUUUUGAAGUCUGGAUUGAUACAGGUGCAUAAACGUAUGGGGAAAGCAUUUUUCAUCUGCACAGUCCUGUCAAUGUAGGAGCAGAGCAGAAAUCUGUUAGGUAUUGGGGCUGAGGUUCUCCUGGAGCGUGCAGGGAAGCCAUAGUGCAUGGUACUUCUGUGGCUUUACGUGACUGCUUAUACUUAAACAUUUCUGGGCUGUUGACCUGAGAGCACAGAAAAAGGAAUUUACUGCCAACAGUUUUCAUCUUCUGCAUCCUCUUUAUGUGUCCAAUAGCCCAGAAUGCUUUACCCAUUUUGUUUGUUUUAUGUUGCCUUUCAUCUGACAGUUGUGUUAUAAGGAAAAGUAGUAUAUUGCUAACCAUAUAUUGAGUCUUUUUGCAUGUCCAUGAAUGUGGCAAAGUUUAGUGGGAACUAGUUGCCUGCUGGACUGUAGAGGCAUCGUUAAACUGUCUUCCCCAUUCUGACUGGUUGCUGCAUGUACCCAUAUCUAAGGAAGAAAAAUUGAAAAGUUGAAAGAAGAAAGGACAUUU